Molecule: messenger RNA, 1837 nt
Organism: Ananas comosus (pineapple)
Lineage: Eukaryota; Viridiplantae; Streptophyta; Magnoliopsida; Poales; Bromeliaceae
Product: elongation factor Ts, mitochondrial
Exons: 9
Coding region: 110-1279 (389 amino acids)
Biological process (GO): mitochondrial translational elongation
Cellular component (GO): mitochondrial matrix
Molecular function (GO): protein binding; translation elongation factor activity
Source: RefSeq, a predicted model, not a curated record
ACCCUCGUUCUCUCCCCUCCCCUCUCACUUCGCAAUUCGCCCUCUCUUCUCCUCCUCCUCCUCCUCCUCGACAUCGCCAUAGCUCUCGCCGAUACAAGGUGUAAUAGCAAUGGCUUUUCGUCAAGCUGUCAAAAGACCAAUAAAGUUCUUUGUCAAGGAACUGAAUGCUCAUAAGCAGCCCAGAAAUUGUUUCUCCUCUUUGGGUGACAGAGCUGAUCAAUUUUCCGACACUAGAUGGGUUGGAAAUCCGAAUGCUGCGAGUUCUUAUUUUGCAAGAAGAUUCAAUUCCACGGUGUCAGCUUCUGAUCAGAUGAAUCUUAUUAGACAGCUAAGGGAAAGAACAAGUGCUCCCAUAAAAGACGUCAAGUCUGCCCUUGUUGGUUGCAAUUGGGAUAUUGAGGCUGCAUUGAAGGACUUGAGAAAGAAAGGGGUUGUCCUUGCCGCAAAAAAGUCAUCAAGAACAGCUGCUGAGGGUUUGCUUGCGGUGGCACAGAAUGAUAAUAGAGCUGUUGUCAUUGAACUUAACUGCGAGACUGAUUUUGUCGCGAGGAAUGAUGUUUUUCAAUAUCUGGCGUCAUCUUUGGCAAGGAUGGCUUUGACGGCUGAAGGAUCUGCUGGGCAAAUUCAACCAGCUUUUCCUUUUGGCCCUGAAUACUUGGAGAACAUGAAUAUCAAUCUAGAUCAUCCAAAACUUAGUGGUGAAACAACUGUGCAAGGAGCUGUUACAGAAGUUGCUGCCAUGGUUGGGGAAAAUGUCAAACUCAGAAGAGGAUAUUUGUUAUCAACAACUUCACACGGUGUUGUCUCGUCUUACCUUCAUACUUGUCCUCAGCCAGGUUUGGGUCGUAUUGCUGGGUUGCUUACUUUGGAGGUAGAAGAUACUAAUGCCUCGCUUGACGCUCUCAAGCGUGUCGGCUCCUCGCUAGCAAUGCACAUAGUGGCUUCAAAGCCGCUGUUCAUAUCGAAGGAACUUGUUCCUGAUGAAGCAAUACAGAGUGAACGAGACGUACUCAAAUCUCAGGCAGAAAGCUCAGGUAAGCCUCAGAUGGCAAUAGAAAAGAUGGUGGAAGGUCGUUUAAGGAAGUAUUUUGAGGAAGUUGUGCUGUUGGAGCAAAAGUUUGUUAUGAAUGAUAGCGUCAAUGUCAAGUCGGUGCUAAGUGAUUUAUCUAAAGAAGUUGGAUCUACUGUAAAGAUCGGCAACUUCAUCAGAAUGGAAAUUGGAGAAGGGAUUCAGAGGGAAAUCGCCGAGGCACCUGAAACAGCGGCUAAUGCCACAUGAGUUCCAGCAAGAAUAUAAUGUAAGUUAACAUUUUCAUCCGACGAGACUAAUCCCCCUUUAUCAGCAAAUUUAGUUAUUUUUGCGAUCGUGUAGAAUCUGUAUAAACCUUUGGUAGCAGUAUCGACAACCACUACAAACUAUAGGCCAUUUUGAGACAGCUCCUUCAACUUCAAAUUUUUGAUUGACACCCCACUUAGCCCCUGGUUGAUUUAUGUUGAGACCCCCUCAAAUAUAGGCCAUUCCGAAAUAGGCCCUAAAAUUUUAUUUUUUUUAACCCUUGGUUGAUUUAUGUUGCGUUUUACUUCGACAACUUGAUUGGUAGUAAAGCGAAGGAGGUUAAUUUUGUAAUCCUCUACGAAAUAUAAUAAUUAUUGGUUAAUUUUUGCAGCAACUAUUUAUACUUUGUGAUAUUGUGAUGGUGAUUUAGAUUUGGUCUUAAGCUGAAGUACCUACAAAUUAUGUUGUUUUCAUGAACACGUAGCUGUAACUUCUUUUUGGGACCUUGUUGCAGCUUCUGUGAAAAGUGCUUAUGCUAUUUUAUUCGAAUCAUUUGAAGAA